CAAAGGCAUCUAUCAAGUCCAUCCUCAGCGAGGCUGGACAUUGAAACUAUGCGUGACCACUGAGCCGGACCCUUGAAGAUUGAAUGGGCAUGUUUGGCACGGUACCUAUUUGUCUGAAUCCCCACCUUGUAGCAACAGGUUAGACACCUGGCCUCCCCCAAAUGUUCUUAUAGCGCUAGGCUUUGACUUUACUCCUCUCUCCGAUAUUUUCCCUCAUGCCUCCCACCAUGGUGGAGCACAACGGCCUGGACAUGUGCCUUAACAAGUACUGUCACAGUUCCUCCUCGUCGUCCAGCUCCGAGCAAGACAAGAAGAUGUUCAGCAAACUAAAACUCAGUUUGUCAGGGGAUUACCCGAGGAAGAACGCAGAGAUCCUCAGCGGCCAGUACGGGACCAACCUGCUGCUGAUCGGGGUGGCGUUGAUGCUGGCCAUCUCGCACCAUGGCCCCUCUGUCAAGGAAGAGCACCUGCUGUCCUUUGUCACAUGCCUCAUGAUCCUCCAGCUGAUCUGGAUGAUGUGGUACAUCCUGGUGCGGGAGAGACAGAAAAACACGCGGACAGAGAAAGAUGUCCACGCCACUACAUGCUGGAUAAGAGGUGGUUUGACUCUCCUUGCACUCCUUUCACUGAUCAUGGACGCUUUCCGAAUCGGGUAUUAUGUUGGCUAUCGGUCUUGUGUGUCUGCUGUGCUUGGGGUAUAUCCUGUCAUCCAUGCAACUCACACCAUUGCACAGGUGCAUUUUCUCUGGUUUCACAUCAAGGAUGUCAUCAAGAGCUUUGAAACAUUUGAGAGAUUUGGUGUAAUCCAUGCAGUCUUUACAAACCUCCUCCUGUGGUGCAACGGCGUCAUGUCAGAAGCCGAGCACUUCUUGAACAACCAUAAGAGAAGACUCUCGGCGCUGGGCUACGGAAACCUCACUAUAGUGCACUCUGAACCCCACUGUAACUGCACCACCAGCACUUGCUCCAUGUUCUCCAGCAGCCUCUUCUAUCUCUAUCCCUUCAACGUCGAGUAUCACAUCUUUGUCUCCGCCAUGCUCUUUGUCAUGUGGAAGAACAUUGGGCGGACCAUUGACCUCUCGUCGAACCGUAAGAGGCUGGCUACCAAAACCCAAGGCCUGACGGUUGGCCCCGUCCUGGGUCUUCUUGCACUGGCCAGCACUAUCGGGAUCCUGGUGGUCUACGUCACCCAUGUGGAGGAAUCCCUCAAGAUGCGCCAGUCAGCCAUUUCCAUGUUCUACAUUUAUGGCAUUGUCAUGCUGGUUUUCAUGUGCUCUGCUGGUGCUUCAGGUCUGAUAAUAUAUCGAGCUGAUCACGUGCCGCUCGACACCUCCAAGAACCCCUCCAGACAGCUGGACACGGAGCUGCUGUUCGGGUCCUCCAUCGGCUCCUGGCUCAUGUCCUGGUGCAGCAUAGUAGCCGUGUUAGGGGCCGACAGCAGCCCUCCUUACCGCUGGACCAACCUCAUAUACUCUCUGCUAAUUGUGCUGGAGAAGUACAUCCAGAACCUCUUUAUCGUGGAGUCCCUGUAUCGCAAGCAAGAGGAUGGCGAGAGGGAAGACCCCGAGUUACCAGCUUCUCCAGAAAUCUUCUCGGUGACGUCGUCUUUGGCCCCGCCGUACAACGGCAUCAUCAACCGGGCAUAUGUGACUCCAGACAGAAACUGCAGCACCAUGGAGAACGAGCAGGAGGAGAGCGGACAGGUGUACAGAUGUCCCAGGAAACCUUCCGAGGUGCCGCUGACCGUUGGAAACAAAGUAAAGGAGCCCACAAACAUAAAGAGGCAAAUCCUGAAAAACAUUGCUGUCUUCCUGAUUAUGUGCAAUAUUUCGCUGUGGAUCCUUCCUGCCUUUGGCUGCCGGCCACAGUACGACAACGGGUUGGAACAGGAGACGUUUGGCUUUAGCAUAUGGACCACAGUUCUCAAUUUCGCUAUUCCUUUGAACCUUUUCUACCGCAUGCACUCAGUCGCCUCCCUUUUCGAGGUGUUCCGCAGAGUCUGACAUAAUAGCAGACGGCUGACAACGCCAGAUAACAUGCACAUGAACACUUGUCACCACCGGCUCCCGAGAGUGUCUCCAAGCACAGGUCAGCCGUUCAGGAGGCGGUCUGUGUCACACUCCAACAGACUUGGCAAAAAAGCUAUGGAGACGAACAAAACUUAGAUCCCUCUGUGUGGGGAUUAAGGAGGAAGACGAACCUAUUAGCCCAUGUUCCUUGGAGAAUGACCUUGUAUAACACAAGGCUUAUUAAAAAUGGUGAUGAGAAGGACCUUUGGUUUUGAGAAUAGACCUUUGUACUUAUUUUUCUGUAGUCACAGUUCAGUAGGCUUUCCUCACUGGUUCAUUGUGUAAAAUGGAUAUGCUGUAACCGACACACACAUUUUGCAUUGUUUCAUGUUACUAGUAUUUAGUAGCUCACUGAAUACAACGGGUAAGAAACCCCUGUCACAAACAUCUAAUAGUACUGUAUGCAAGAGAGCCACAUGUGACCCCUACUCUAUCUGAACUGAAGUGUUCAUACUGUCUAUGGAUAUGGUUCUCAUUUCAUUCCCUUAGUAGUUCAAGUCAAAUGACGAACUAACACUUGAGCUGCAAAGGUAGCUGCAAUCUGAGCACUAUAUUUUGUAUUAUCUCUAUGAGUUGGACUACAGUUCUCGGACUCUCAGUUGUAUAAGGUUGAUCAAUGUCGCUCUGUUCUAUGAUCCUCUUCUGUCAAGUUGUGUUCAAAAUUACGUGUUUCGGCCUAGAUAACAGUUUUAGGUCAAAUAACAAAUCCACUGUCAAAGAAGAGAUUCACUUCAUGGCCCGAUGAUGUUAAAUAAAGGUGCCCCUAUGUUGUCAAAAGUGAAAAUCUUGUAUCUAAAUUGUUUGAGGAUUUUUACACAAUAUAAAAGAAUGAAGAGCUUGUAUGUUUACACCUCAAAGAGAAUCAAUAAAACCCACCCCAGUCUUUGACACUACUUUUUAAACAUAUAUACACAGAUAUACUGUAUACUUGUACUGUACCAUUUUUAUAUCCAAUCAAUGUAUACCUAGUCAGUUCUCAACCUGGUGCUAUCUCACUUUGUGCCAACUUAUGGUAAAAAACAUGUUUUUUUAAUUUAGGUGCAAAUCCAAUGUUAUAUAAUCUUUGUAAAUACUGUUGUGCUGAUCAAAAUCAUUCAGACACUGUGUUACGAGUUUUAUGAAAUUCUAAUGAAAUGGUGCUCAUAUGAAAUAAUGUGUACAAUAGUGAUGAGUGUAUAUGUUGAAAUA
Molecule: messenger RNA, 3257 nt
Organism: Notothenia coriiceps (black rockcod)
Lineage: Eukaryota; Metazoa; Chordata; Actinopteri; Perciformes; Nototheniidae
Gene: otop1
Product: otopetrin 1
Exons: 6
Coding region: 216-2003 (595 amino acids)
Biological process (GO): inner ear morphogenesis; proton transmembrane transport
Cellular component (GO): membrane
Molecular function (GO): proton channel activity
Source: RefSeq, a predicted model, not a curated record